Molecule: messenger RNA, 839 nt
Organism: Cotesia glomerata
Lineage: Eukaryota; Metazoa; Arthropoda; Insecta; Hymenoptera; Braconidae
Exons: 2
Coding region: 33-686 (217 amino acids)
Source: RefSeq, a predicted model, not a curated record
GAAGUAAACGAGUGAAGAUAAUUGAAGGAGCGAUGGCUACUGUUAAACUUUCAGUUGUGAUGGCAAUCACUCUUAAUAUGAUCUAUAAUUUUGGUUGCGACGGAUUCCCUACAGUCCAAAAAACAAUCGACACAAUACAAGCUCCCGCGGUUAAUGAUGAGUAUUUUAUUAACCAACACGGGAUCGACUUAUUUCAACUUUAUUCCAAUGAGCAACCGGGUUUUGAAAUCCAGCAGAGGAGUCGCCGAGAUACAACAAAAGAAUCAAACUCCAAUACAGAAACGGAAGAACAUCAUCAAGGCUCCAGUAAAUUUGGAAUCGGUAUUGGGAUCUUAGGCAAGCCAGUGGCAUCAUUCGAAACCAGCAAAAGUCAUUUAAACAACAAGUGGUCGUCAGUUAAUCAUACCAGCAGAGCAACGUCUUCUUCGCGCUUCUUAGGUUUCGGUAAGGAGCAGCACGAUACCAAUACGGAGGAAGAAACAAAAAAAGAAUCGGAAAACGACGAGUCAAAAGAGUCUGGUGUAAAAUUCGGUUUGUUUGGAUUUGAAUCUGCAAAGAUUGGCACUCGUCACAGCAGUUCUUCUCAUGAUUUUAUGAGAAAUCAUCAAGGCUUUGAUCAUAAGAAAAUUACUUUCACCACAGAAAAAAGCUUAUUGGGGAAUAUAAUGCCAUGUUGCUCGUUAUAAUUUACAGGUGAUCUUUAUUGAUGAUGAAAAAAUCUCGUUUGAACGACAAAAUUUUCAUGCAAGUGAUUAAAAAUCGGCUUACUUAUAUUAUGGCUAUGAAUAUGAAUAUAUGUACAACUGUUAAAUGAAAUAAACAGCAAUUAUCUUAAAAUU